Messenger RNA from Symphalangus syndactylus (siamang), 4082 nucleotides. It is a transcript of the gene MILR1, whose product is annotated as mast cell immunoglobulin like receptor 1. Gene Ontology annotation, biological process: immune response; cell surface receptor signaling pathway. Lineage: Eukaryota; Metazoa; Chordata; Mammalia; Primates; Hylobatidae. Gene Ontology annotation, cellular component: external side of plasma membrane. The record is from RefSeq and is a predicted model, not a curated record. Gene Ontology annotation, molecular function: transmembrane signaling receptor activity.
CGAACCAGUAUUAUGCAAAGCUCGUCCAAACCCUCUGAUUUCCUUAACUUGGCUAAGAAAAAGAGGAAGUUCUCUGAGUGACUCACGACUGUGGUGCUACUAUGCCUUCUGACCCCGUCUUGGACUUCAUUUGGGAGAAUGUGGAGCCAUUUGAACAGGCUCCUUUUCUGGAGCAUAUUUUCGUCUGUCACAUGUAAAAAAGCUGUAUUGGACUGUGAGGCAAUGAAAACAAAUGAAUUCCCUUCUCCAUGUUUGGACUCAAAGACUAAUGUGGUUAUGAAGGGUCAAAAUGUAUCCAUGUUUUGUUCCCAUAAGAACAAAUCACUGCAGAUCACCUAUUCAUUGUUUCGACAUAAGACACACCUGGGAACCCAGGAUGGAAAAGGUGAACCUGCGAUUUUUAACCUAAGCAUCACAGAAGCCCAUGAAUCAGGCCCCUACAAAUGCAAAGCCCAAGUUACCAGCUGUUCAAAAUACAGUCGUGACUUCAGCUUCACAAUUGUAGACCCAGUGACUGCCCCAGUGCUGAACAUUAUGGUCAUGCAAAUAGAAACAGACCGACAUAUAACAUUACAUUGCCUCUCAGUCAAUGGCUCGCUGCCCAUCAAUUACACUUUCUUUGAAAAUCAUGUUGCCAUAUCACCAGCUAUUUCCAAGUACGACAGGGAGCCUGCUGAAUUUAACUUAACCAAGAAGAAUCCUGGAGAAAAGGAAGAGUAUAGGUGUGAAGCUAAAAACAGAUUGCCUAACUAUGCAACAUACAGUCAACCUGUCACCAUGCCCUCAACAGAAACAGGGCCUCACUAUGUUGCCCAGGCCGGUCUCAAACUCCUGGCCUCAGGCGAUCCUCCCACCUUGAUCUCCGAAAGUGCUGGGAUUACAGGUGUGAGCCACCACGCCUGGUCAAGAACUUUAUUGACUAGCGGAGACAGCUGUCCUUUCUGUCUGAAGCUACUACUUCCGGGGUUAUUACUGCUGCUGGUGGUGAUAAUCCUAAUUCUGGCUUUUUGGGUACUGCCCAAGUACAAAGCAAGAAAAGCUAUGAGAAAUAAUGUGCCCAGGGACUGUGGAGGCCCAGCCGUGGAAGUUGGAAUCUAUGCAAAUAUCCUUGAAAAACAAGCAAAGGAGGAAUCUGUGCCAGAAGUGGGAUCCAGGCCGUGUGUUUCCACAGCCCAAGAUGAGGCCGAACACUCCCAGGAGCUACAGUAUGCCACCCCUGUGUUCCAGGAGGUGGCACCAAGAGAGCAAGAAGCCUGUGAUUCUUAUAAAUCUGGAUAUGUCUAUUCUGAACUCAACUUCUGAAAUUUACAAAAACAAACUACAUCUCAGGAAAUAAUCUUUUUGGAAGAGUCCAGGACCUGAUGGAUUCACAGCUGAAUUCUACCAGAGGUACAAGGAGGAACUGGUACCAUUCCUUCUGAAACUAUUCCAAUCGAUAGAAAAAGAGGGAAUCCUCCCUAACACAUUUUAUGAAGCCAGCAUCGUCCUGAUACCAAAGCCUGGCAGAGACAUAACCAAAAAAGAGAAUUUCAGACCAAUAUCCUUGGAUGAACAUUGAUGCAAAAAUCCUCAAUAAAAUACUGGCAAACCGAAUCCAGCAGCACAUCAAAAAGCUUAUCCACCAUAAUCAAGUGGGCUUCAUCCCUGGGAUGCACGGCUGGUUCAACAUAUGCAAAUCAAUAAAUGUAAUCCAGCAUAUAAACAGAACCAAAGACAAAAACCACAUGAUUAUCUCAAUAGAUGCAGAAAAGGCCUUUGACAAAAUUCAACAACCCUUCAUGCUAAAAACUCUCAAUAAAUUAGGUAUUGAUGGGACGUAUCUCAAAAUAAUAAGAGCUAUCUACGACAAACCCACAGCCAAUAUCAUACUGAAUGGGCAAAAACUGGAAGCAUUCCCUCUGAAAACUGGCACAAGACAGGGAUGCCCUCUCUCACCACUCCUAUUCAACAUAGUGCUGGAAGUUCUGGCCAGAGCAAUCAGGCAGGAGAAGGAAGUAAAGGGUAUUCAAUUAGGAAAAGAGGAAGUCAAAUUGUCCCUGUUUGCAGAUGACAUGAUUGUAUAUCUAGAAAACCCCAUUGUCUCAGCCCAAAAUCUCCUUAAGCUGAUUAGCAACUUCAGCAAAGUCUCAGGAUACAAAAUCAAUGUACAAAAAUCACAAGCAUUCUUGUACACCAAUAACAGACAAACAGAGAGCCAAAUCAUGAGUGAACUCCCAUUCACAAUUUCUUCAAAGAGAAUAAAAUACCUAAGAAUCCAACUUACAAGGGAUGUGAAGGACCUCUUCAAGGAGAACUACAAACCACUGCUCAAUGAAAUAAAAGAGGAUACAAACAAAUGGAAGAACAUUCCAUGCUCAUGGGUUGGAAGAAUCAAUAUCGUGAAAAUGGCCAUACUGCCCAAGGUAAUUUAUAGAUUCAAUGCCAUCCCCAUCAAGCUACCAAUGACUUUCUUCAAAGAAUUGGAAAAAACUACUUUAAAGUUCAUAUGGAACCAAAAAAGAGCCCGCAUUGCCAAGUCAAUCCUAAGCCAAAAGAACAAAGCUGGAGGCAUCACGCUACCUGACUUUAAACUAUACUACAAGGCUACAGUAACCAAAACAGCAUGGUACUGGUACCACAACAGAGACAUAGAUCAAUGGAACAGAACAGAGCCCUCAGAAAUGAUGCCGCAUAUCUACAACUAUCUGAUCUUUGACAAACCUGGCAAAAACAAGAAAUGGGGAAAGGAUUCCCUAUUUAAUAAAUGGUGCUGGGAAAACUGGCUAGCCAUAUGUAGAAAGCUGAAACUGGAUCCCUUCCUUACACCUUAUACAAAAAUUAAUUCAAGAUGGAUUAAAGACUUAAAUGUUAGACCUAAAACCAUUAAAAUCCUACAAGAAAACCUAGGCAAUACCAUUCAGGACAUAGGCGUGGGCAAGGACUUCAUGUCUAAAACACCAAAAGCAAUGGCAACAAAAGCCAAAAUUGACAAAUGGGAUCUAAUUAAACUAAAGAGCUUCUGCACAGCAAAAGAAACUACCAUCAGAGUGAACAGGCAACCUACAGAAUGGGAAAAAAUUUUUGCAACCUACUCAUCUGACAAAGGGCUAAUAUCCAGAAUCUACAAUGAACUCAAACAAAUUUACAAGAAAAAAACAAACAACCCCAUCAAAAAGUGGGCAAAGGACAUGAACAGACAUUUCUCAAAAGAAGACAUUUAUGCAGCCAAAAAACACAUGAAGAAAUGCUCAUCAUCACUGGCCAUCAGAGAAAUGCAAAUCAAAACCAUAGUGAGAUACCAUCUCACACCAGUUAGAAUGGCCAUCAUUAAAAAAGCAGGAAACAACAGGUGCUGGAGAGGAUGUGGAGAAAUAGGAACACUUUUACACUGUUGGUGGGACUGUAAACUAGUUCAACCAUUGUGGAAGUCAGUGUGGCGAUUCCUCAGGGAUCUAGAACUAGAAAUACCAUUUGACCCAGCCAUCCCAUUACUGGGUAUAUACCCAAAGGCCUAUAAAUCAUGCUGCUAUAAAGACACAUGCACAUGUAUGUUUAUUGCGGCACUAUUCACAAUAGCAAAGAGUUGGAACCAACCCAAAUGUCCAACAACAAUAGACUGGAUUAAGAAAAUGUGGCACAUAUACACCAUGUAAUACUAUGCAGCCAUAAAAAAUGAUGAGUUCAUGUCCUUUGUAGGGACAUGGAUGAAACUGGAAAACAUCAUUCUCAGUAAACUGUCGCAAGGACAAAAAACCAAACACCGCAUGUUCUCACUCAUAGGUGGGAAUUGAACAAUGAGAACUCAUGGACACAGGAAGGGGAACAUCACACUCCGGGGACUGUUGUGGGGUGGGGGGAGGGGGGAGGGGGGAGGGACAGCAUUAGGAGAUAUACCUAAUGCUAAAUGACGAGUUAAUGGGUGCAGGAAAUCAACAUGGCACAUGGAUACAUAUGUAACAAACCUGCACAUUGUGCACACGUACCCUAAAACCUAAAGUAUAAUUAAAAAAAAAAAAAAGUUCACAAUGAAGAAUGCUUUUUCAGAUUAAAUAAAAAACAGUUCUUUUCUAAAAAAAAAAAAAAAGAGUUAGUCAAAUAAUAAA